Messenger RNA from Paramecium pentaurelia, 405 nucleotides. Lineage: Eukaryota; Ciliophora; Oligohymenophorea; Peniculida; Parameciidae. The record is from the annotation of a GenBank genome assembly.
AUGAAUAAUGAAAUAACUAAAUUGUAUAGAAAAUUAGAAUCCUUUGAACAUUAAUUAAUAAUAAAGGUUAAAAUUUAACUUAGACUAAAGAUGACUAAUAUUAUAAAUAUGAAACUUAUAUUGAAAGAUUGGAGUAAUAAUUAAGAUAUACAUAUUAUUAAAUAGAUGAUCAAAAUGUUUAUUUAUUAUAAAUUGAAUAAAGAAUUACUCCUUUAAAUGAAGAAAACAAUUAGCUUAUUAAAAAAAUAAGAGUUAGAUUAUUAUAAGAAGACGAUCUAGAAUUAAAUUAAUAAGUUGAAAGUAGAAUAUUAAUUAAAGAUUAUUGAAUAAUAAGAUAUAUUAAUACAAUUAACUAAAUCUCGUAAUAAAGAAGGUUCCUAUUUCAUAAAAUACUUUAUUCAUUGA